AUGAGUGGUCAGAAGGGCCCAGCUUCAACAAAGCUUCGUCCUGGAGGUGCAAUGCCUCGGCCAGCAUCAUCCAUUUACACCACCAGGACUGAUGCUGCCAAUUCAAGGAGCACAAAUUGUCUUACUUCAAAGCAUAAAAGCAAAAGAAACCCUAAUACUAUGUCUUUUAUCAGUCAAGUACAAAAUAGCCAAAGAAGUUCGCUUUAUAACCAAGCCAGCUCGAGGCAGCAGCAGCAACAAUCACUCUUCCAAUCGUCGCCAGAUGCCCCACCAUUACCAAAAUUCCCACACAUUUCACAAAAACCUACAGAUAUUUCUCAAAAAAUUGAGUCAUUUAAAAGCAUUGCACGAACAGCAAGUGAUAAAAUUUAUAAUGGAGAUAGGAUAAUAGUCCAUGAUGUGGAGGACACCAUGAGUGAGAUAAAUUUGGAGAAAAUACAAGAUUGCAGCAACACUAGUAUUGAAUUAGGCGGAAAAACCACACCGAUGUCAUCUUUUUCAGAUUUUACCAUAUCAGAUACUAUGACAACUCAAGAGAAAGAUUGGCUUCAAAGUUUGCUGGUAGCUAAUUUUUUCCAAAAUAUUCGCAGCACCCCGAUAUUUAUCAUAUAUUUAUGCAAAUCCAUCAUUUUCAAUUUACUUGCCUUUAUUUUAGUCAUAUAUCUCAAUACUUACAAUUUAAAAUAUGGAUUGAGUUUCAUCAAAAUUUUCACCAAAGAGGAAUUGAUAUUCACCACGGCCAGCUUAUGUUACGAACAUGCUUUCUUGAUUAUUGUAUCGCUCAUACCAAUAACGACCAAUAGUCACUUCUUUGGUUUAUGUGUAUUGAUAAUUAAUACAAUAUUAAACUUUAUGGAAUUAUUAUAUUUUGGGAACCAAGCAAACCGCAUGUUUAUGGAAGGAAAGAUUCAAAAUAUGGUUGGUGAGUUAAGUCUGUUGACAAUUUCUCCAAAUGAGGUCCUAUCAGCAUCAGUCCAAAAAUCGAGAGAAGAUACUCUUGAAUCAAUGCUAUAUGUCAAGCCGGUUUUAAUAUAUUAUGUGAUUUUGUGCACUUUGGGUAUAUCUCUCUUGUCCGAAUGGUUACUAUAUUACUUCUGGUUAAAUAGCACCAAGAUAUCGAAACUAAAUGGGAAGAAUAUGUUCCAACAUUCAACAACCCUUGAAAUCUUCAAAAGCGCUCAAAAAAUAUAUUUAGAAAAGGCUGCAGAAUUUCUAAAUACUUCUUGUUCUCCUCCAAUACUAUUAGUCAACCUAGUGUUCAACAAACACAAUGAAGCCUUUUUUUAUUUGUCUAUUUUGGGGUUGGUCUUUGUUGUUUUUCAGCAAAGUUUUUCCUUUCUUGCAAAUGACAUGCUAAGAGAGAAGUUUCAAUUUUUACCACUUGCUAAAAUUUUUAUGUUGAUAUUCAACUGUUUUCUCAUGAUUCAGUCGUUGUCAAGAAUGAUGGUUUCCAGUAACCAAACUGCUUGUGCCAUUGGCUCUUUUGCAAUAUCUCCUAUAUAUUUUGCGUCAGCAAUUUAUAUCUUUCAUUGCAUUGGAAGUAUAAAAAAUUCUACCGAACUAUACGACCAAAUUGAUCUCAAGCAAUUAACCACUUAUAUUAAGUGGUACAAAAAUAGAUUAGUCUGCUUUUCCUUGGGUUUUAUCUUUGUUUUCAAUGUGAUCCAUAUUGGCAUAUAUGCCAAAUUCCAACUAAACUACCAAUGGUUUAUAGUUCUUUGCUGUUUGAAUAUGUUCUUGCUACCAAUCUUAAUCGUGAGCCUUGAUAUUGAUGCCAGCAACUUCAACAACUAUGUUGCAAUUGUUAUUUUAAUGUUCAUGCAGUUUGUCUUCUUGAUAUUCGAUUAUGUUUCAAUUUUCUUCAACCUCAAUUCUUCUAACGCAGCCAUAUUGUCAGAAAUUGGUCAAUCUAUGGCAUUGAUAAUUUAUACCUUCAGUUUUGUUGUGCUUUGUUACCUUUUCCUCAAGUUAAAAAAAUGCCACACCAUGUUCCAUGAAUUCUUGAGCAGGUAUCCAGCCAGUACUCAUGGAGGAGAUCUGAGUGACAAUGCUUCGAUAGAUAUUACUUUUUGUGAACUGUCAAAUCAUAGCAAAUGGCGCUCCAACAUCAGACUAUUAUCAAGAGUGUUUGUUCCCUGGGUUUAUGUCAGGGGGUACAUGACAAUAACAUUCAUGUGCUUAAUAAUCAAUUAUAAUAUCAAUAACGUUAAGUUUUAUGCUGCUAAUUGCACCCAUAUUCAAGAGCUCCCAUUGAUCAUCAUGAUCGCUUGUUUCGUCUUGAUUUUGACAAGUAGAUUAAUCACCAAGACCUAUUUGGAUCCGAAGCCCAACAACAGGUUUGUUGGAGUUACUGUUGCUGCAGUGGUUCUAUUUAUCUCUGUCGGUAUCCUAGCGAUGGUAAUGUAUUUGAUGAUCCUGAAGAUAUUAUUAUUGAAAACCUUCACUUACGGGAGCAAGAAUGCUGAGCUUCGAUUCCAAAUUGGUAUUGCAAUGUUGGCCAAUCUUGCAGCACUUGGGGAAGUUGUACUCGAAGCAAUGAUCUUAUACACCGUGCUGACAAAAGAACAAAAUAUCACAUCAAUGACUGAGUCUGUAGAUGGGCUUUAUAACCAAUAG
Saccharomycopsis crataegensis is the source of this 2616-nucleotide messenger RNA. RefSeq lists its product as uncharacterized. Bases 1 to 2616 code for a protein of 871 amino acids. The transcript has a single exon. The record is from RefSeq and is a predicted model, not a curated record. Lineage: Eukaryota; Fungi; Ascomycota; Saccharomycetes; Ascoideales; Saccharomycopsidaceae.